CUCCGAGCGGUGCUGUCAUCCUCACGCCACGCUCGCCUCUGGCAGUUGGGGGUGAAAAGGAAAGAGAAGAACCAGCUUGUCUUUUCUUUUGCAGUCCGUUGCCAUAACCUGCCACUUAAAACCCAAAGUCUUUUCUUGAGACGUCCAGUCGAGAGCGAAGUCUUCUUUUAUUGUCUGCGGUUUUGGGGCUGGAGUUUUGCUUCCCUCCCUCAUUUGUCGCUCUCGAGGCAGCCCAGCACCAUCAUGGUGAUGUUCAAGAAGAUCAAGUCUUUGGAGGUGGUCUUUAACGAUCCCGAGAAGGUGUACGGCAGCGGGGAGAAGGUGGCCGGCCGGGUGCUGGUGGAGGUGUGCGAGGUGACCCGGGUCAAGGCCGUGAGGAUCCUGGCCUGCGGGGUGGCCAAAGUCCUCUGGACGCAGGGCUCCCAGCAGUGCAAGCAGACCUUGGAUUACCUGCGCUACGAGGACACGCUCCUCCUGGAGGACGAGCCGACAGGUGAGAAUGAGAUGGUGAUCAUGAGACCUGGAAACACCUAUGAGUACAAGUUUGGCUUUGAGCUUCCUGAGGGGCCACUGGGAACAUCCUUCAAAGGAAAAUACGGGUGUGUGGACUACUGGGUGAAGGCUUUUCUUGAUCGCCCCAGCCAGCCGACUCAGGAGACCAAGAAAAUCUUUGAAGUGAUGGAUCUAGUGGAUGUCACUACUCCUGAUUUAAUGGCACCGGUAUCUGCUAAAAAGGAGAAGAAAGUUUCCUGCAUGUUCAUUCCUGAUGGACAAGUGUCUGUCUCUGCCCGAAUUGACAGAAAAGGAUUCUGUGAAGGUGAUGAGAUUUCCAUCCAUGCUGACUUCGAGAACACGUGUUCCCGCAUCGUGGUCCCCAAAGCUGCCAUUAUAUCCCGCCACACUUACCUUGCCAACGGCCAGACCAAGGUGCUAAAACAAAAGCUGUCGUCGGUCAGAGGCAAUCACAUCAUCUCGGGAACCUGUGCGUCCUGGCGGGGCAAGAGCCUCCGAGUGCAGAAGAUCAGGCCUUCCAUCCUGGGCUGCAACAUCCUUCGCGUUGAAUACUCCCUGCUGAUCUAUGUCAGUGUCCCUGGCUCCAAGAACGUCACCCUUGACCUGCCUCUGGUGAUUGGCAGCAGGUCGGGGUUGAGCAGCCGGACAUCCAGCAUGGCCAGCAGGACCAGCUCUGAGAUGAGUUGGGUGGAUUUGAACAUCCCUGAUACCCCAGAAGCUCCUCCUUGCUACAUGGAUAUCAUUCCUGAAGAUCACCGGCUGGAGAGCCCCACCACUCCCCUGCUAGAUGACACAGAUGGCUCCCAAGACAGCCCCAUUUUUAUGUACGCUCCUGAGUUCAAGUUCAUGCCACCACCUACUUACACUGAGGUGGACCCCUGCAUCCUCAACAACAACGUGCAGUGAGCCUGUGAAAGAAAAGAAGCAACUAGAUCUAUUUGUUUCUUUCUGCCUCUCUUCCUGGACUCUUUAGAGCCUCGGCAGUCUUUCCAGAGGGGACACAUGUCUGCCCCACCUGCUGACCCCCAGUGUAGGAGGCGCUCGGCAGGCAGCCUCCCGGGUCCUAACAGUGCGCGCCCAUUCUCAGUCAGCGGGAUGCUGUUGAUACCAGGGCGUUUACUGGGUGGGCUUCAAACAGUAGAAAAGUCCAGUCCACCCUAUUUUUCUCCAGUCCCCUUGAAAACCCAAGGAGUUUUCAGUAGCUUUGAGUAAGGGGUAGAAAUGGUCUGUUGUCCGUUGUCCCAAGGAUUUUCUGAAGGGAUUAUAGACUGUUGUAACAUCAGGUUUUGAACUUCAGUAACAUGGAGCAGAAUAAUUUAACAAACUGGGAGAAUGAAAAGGGGAAAGAAAAGCAUCGCCAAAACUCUGAGAAAGGGUUUCUAAAAAUCAGUGUUACUCUUUGAACACUCAGCAGAAACAAAAAGCCAUCCAGGGAGGAUUUGGUUUGGACUUUGAAGAGAGCUCCCUGUGUGAGUGAAAGGGAAGAAGCUUUAGGUUGUCUUUGCUGAGAGUGUUCUUUAAUCUGGCGCUCAGCGGUUACUGUGCCCCACAGCGAUCUUCAGGCAAUCUCGGACCUCUGUACUGUGUUUCCCUGUUGCAGACAUUUUCGGGGUGGGGAGAAUGUUUUCAUGUGACUUCUUGGAACUGACCCUAAGAUGAUGGUCUUAGCACUUUAGUUCCUGUCAAAUUCUCAUUUUCUCUCUCACAUGGAAGCUAAAGCACGUCUGUAUGUAUGAAUAAGCACAAUGACAAAAAAUAGUGUUAUUCAGUACUUCCAAGACUGCAGAGUUCUGUCACCUGACACUCUAAUCAGAUGAGGAGUGUGCUGCUGUCAGCCUUGCCCACUGUGACUUCUCUAAACUCACGGAGUAACUCCAGACAAGAUGCCUGCUUUUGUGAAGAACCUCCAGACACCACCACAAGCGACUAGAGGGCGUGGCUGCACCGAAGUCCCAGGCACACCCUGCCCAGCCCAGCGAGGGGAGCCCCCUGGCUGCAGACCCUGGCGCCUGGUCAGCCGCCCCCCCGCCCUUGAGCACUUUGUUCACUGUCCUGUGUGGGAGCCCUGGCUCUAGCCGCCUUCUAUGGGCUGAAGGUGGUUUUAUGUUUUGUUUUUUUUUAAUUGUGUAUCUUUUUGUAAGAUAAAGCUAUAUUUUGUACUUAACCAGAUAUAUUUUCACCCCAGAUGGGAAUAUUCUUUAUUAAAAAAAAAAUAAAGCUUUUUUUAAUGGCAAAAA
Messenger RNA from Condylura cristata (star-nosed mole), 2750 nucleotides. RefSeq names its product thioredoxin interacting protein (gene TXNIP). Gene Ontology annotation, biological process: protein transport. Gene Ontology annotation, cellular component: cytoplasm. Bases 244 to 1419 code for a protein of 391 amino acids. Gene Ontology annotation, molecular function: ubiquitin protein ligase binding. The record is from RefSeq and is a predicted model, not a curated record. The transcript is spliced from 8 exons. Lineage: Eukaryota; Metazoa; Chordata; Mammalia; Eulipotyphla; Talpidae.